AUUUCGUACCUCCGUACGGCGGCCCCGCGGCGGCGGCGCCAGUGGCGCGCCAUAUUGUGGCUAUGUUCCAGCAGCCGUGUGUGAUGCACUCGGAGUGAGAGACCGAGGGCUGUGUUCAGCAAGGCAUGCCGUGGUGCUGCGUUCCACUGUGCAAGGGGUCGGCCAAAAAAGGAAAUCGGCUUUUCCCUUUUCCUCGUGACAAGGUGCGGAGAAAGAUAUGGGAAACGCAAGUGCAACGCGACCGCUGGAAGGUGACGAACGGCUCGAGAAUAUGCGAGCGUCAUUUUGAGCAAGAUCAGUUUGAACAGAAUCGUCAGGAUGGACGGCGGCUGUUGAAGUCAUCAGCUGUGCCAACACUCUUUGCUUCCAGCCGCUCCAACUUGGAUGGAACCGCUCAGUCCACAGGACAUGGUGAUGGAGCCAGUCUGUUGGGGGAGACCAGAUUCCUACAGAAGGCCACCGAGGACAUCUGGUUCAGAUGUUGUACCUGCACCUUUGUCACUAGAGAUCAGCAUGAAAUUGUGAGCCACUUGGUUGCCCAUGGUGAUGAAGAGUCCAAGUCCCAGCGUCCUCCCAUGUUGCCUAGUUCUAGGUCCAAAGCGCACGGCGAUGUUCAAAAACGGGAGGGUGAUAAGCUGUUCAAUUGUCCCAGGUGUCUGCAAAUGCAUUUCAGGAAACAGCCCUGUUUGAUUCAUGUGCCGAGACCCUACAAGUGCAAGCAGUGUCCCAGAGUGUUUGCUCGUAAUUCCAGUCUGACCAUCCACAAUCGAACGCACACGGGCCAAAAACCUUACAAGUGCAGACAUUGCUCCAAAGCCUUUGAUCGGAAUGGCACUCUCAGUCUCCAUGUUCGAACGCACACGGGCGAAAAACCCUACAAGUGUGAGCAAUGCCUCAAGUCCUUCACUCGGCUUUCAAGCCUGAAGGACCACAUUCGAACACACACAGGUGAAAAACCUUACAAAUGCAACCAGUGUCCUAAAGCCUUCACUCAGCCUGCACACUUGACUCAUCACAUUCGAACACACAUGAGUGAGAAACCUUACAAGUGUGAGCGAUGCCCCAAAGCCUUCACUCGGCUUGCACACCUAGCUGACCACAGUCAAAUGCACACGGGGAAAAACCCUUACAGAUGCAAGGAAUGCCCAGAGGUCCUUGCUCGGAGUACAAGUCUUGCCAACCACAAUCAAACACACACAGGUCAAAAACCUUACAGCUGCAAGCUAUGCCCCCAAACGUUUACUCAGAAUGCAUGUCUUGUCCGCCACAGGCGAAUGCACACAGGUGAGAAACCUUACAAGUGCACCCUAUGCUCCCAAGCAUUUGCUCAGAGUUGCGGUCUCAUUCGCCACAAUCGAAUGCACACAGGUGAGAAGCCUUUUAAGUGCGAACAGUGUCCCAAAACCUUCACUCGGCUUGCAAGCCUGAAUGACCACAUUCGAACGCACACAGGUGAAAAACCUUAUAAAUGUAAGCUGUGUCCCAAAAAUUUUGCUCAGCGUAAUAAUUUAACUCGCCAUGCUCAGGUCCAUAUGCGCAAUGAACCUUACAAAUGCCAGCAAUGUUCCAGCUCAUUUUCUAACCAGUCUUCGCUCGUCCGGCACGUCCCAAUACAUGAGAUUGACAAAAGAGAAGUGCCUGUGUACGAGGACACUGGCAGAAAAGAGGUCUUUGAAUUGUCGUUCUUGGCUGCUGAUCGUAUGGACGUGGCGCAGCAGUUUCCACGUAAUCAACCAAUGUAAGACUUUUUUACCCGUUUGCGAGUUCAGAUUUGAGCAAAAAUUUGAAACUUCUCAGCAACACGAAUAGCGAGAAAAGUCUUGCUGCCUUUGAUGUGCUUGUCCCUAGUACUACUUCACCCACCAGUCAAUGGGCACGUUAAGUCGACGCUCCUGUACUCCUACUCCACCGCUCAGAGUUUCAGACUUCGGGCGCAGCAACGAAACGAAAGCGUAGCAUACGGGAGCGCAACACACCGAAACUGUUGACCAGCCGCAUAAGCCACUUCCAGCCCACUGAAACAAAAGGCGGCGGGGCACUCGUUUGUGGCAUGCAUCUUGCAUGUUCGCACUACAGCACUAUGUAGCCGCUUCGAAGCAGAGUAGCGCAAUCUAGAACGCAAUCUCUCGGUGACUAGCGGCGAACACCCGAAGGUUCCAACCUUGGUCACAAAUGCAUGGGGAAUGUGAGAAAAUCGUUGUUCCUUGAAUAUUUUGGGGAUGUACGGAAAGACAAUAGUUUUUGACAUAAGGAACAGUUUACAAUAAUUUGCGCUAAGUUGCGUGCCAUGUAAGAACGUAAUUUUAAAAAAAAACAAUUCCCUGAGAGGCAUCAUGCAGCAGACGACGCGGCGAUGGGCACCAAUCAUGUGACCUGCUCCGGCCAAUCCAUAAAGUCCAUCUCCGCUGCAUAAAACAAUCGUCUGCUUUGAACGUUGUUGCCUUGGAAAUUACCAACCUGACGACAGAUUAGUUUAGAAAAAUGUGAACACUGCGUUUAUUUUUUAACCAGCCGUGUUGCGUUGACCUUCACGUGUUCUCCCGUAGGACGGGCGCCUCCUGGAACCCUGAGUACCACGUGACUCAUGCUGAGCUGCUCUGUCGGCUAUAUUGUCGGCAAAACACGCGGAUCGAAGGAUUGCGUUACUCUGCUCCGUAGGAGCUAUAUAGUGCUCUAGUUCGCACACUGGUUGUCGGCACUUGUAAGAGACGCAAAGCGUGGAUUUUUAUAGAGGGACUUUGGGUGCUACACAACUAUUUCGACCUCGGUGGAAGCCGAAACUAAACCAAGUUUGAUGUCGCGUGGUCUUUCUGAAUGGCGAAAUAAAUGAAUUGGGGAGA
Molecule: messenger RNA, 2840 nt
Organism: Ixodes scapularis (black-legged tick)
Lineage: Eukaryota; Metazoa; Arthropoda; Arachnida; Ixodida; Ixodidae
Product: zinc finger protein 883
Exons: 4
Coding region: 126-1742 (538 amino acids)
Source: RefSeq, a predicted model, not a curated record